Messenger RNA from Prosopis cineraria, 3429 nucleotides. Its product is annotated as serine/threonine-protein kinase CTR1-like. Gene Ontology annotation, biological process: protein phosphorylation. Gene Ontology annotation, molecular function: ATP binding; protein kinase activity. Lineage: Eukaryota; Viridiplantae; Streptophyta; Magnoliopsida; Fabales; Fabaceae. The record is from RefSeq and is a predicted model, not a curated record.
GUGCGAAGGGUUAAGGGAGGGUAUGCCUAUGCCCUCAUACUCUGCACGGAGAAAAGGGUGACCGGAUGAUCCCGCGUGUGAACCCAAUGCUGGUUUGCCCACAGCAUUGAAAAAGUGACCAAGCCGCUAAAAAAUAGUUGAAAGGAAUGUUACGAUUGCGCCACCUAAUAAAAGCUCCGUCUCCUUUCAUUUUUCCUCUCCUCUGCUAUCGAAUUCUGGAGAGAGGGCCAAGAAGGAUCCGCAGUCACCUGGUCCCGGGGAGAGACGUUACUCAGCAAAUGGCGAGUUUUAGGGUUUUGUGAACAGUGGAUACAAACUGUUUCCAUGGAAAUGCCUGCCAAGAGAUCCAACUACACCCUCCUGAACCAAAUUCCUGAUGAAGAGUUCGGUGGCGAUGCAGCCUUGUCCGCAGCUACUACUGGUCCCACUUCUUUAUUUGAUUCUUCAUCGGGGGACGGCAAGAACAAUAAAGGCAAGCUUGACAGAGGAUAUGAUUGGGAUUCGGUUGCUGAUCAGAGGGUCCCUCAGCAGGGGAAUCGGAUCGGUAAUUUAUACUCAUCGAUCGGGUUGCAGAGGCAGUCUAGUGGUAGCAGUUUUGGUGAAAGCUCGCUAUCCGGAGAGUAUUAUGCUCCGACUCUGUCCGCGACGGCUGUGAAUGAGAUCGAUACCUUUGGUUAUAUGCAUGACGAUGGUUUCAAGGUUGGCAGUGGUGCUGGUGUUGGAGGCGAGCUACGGAACAAGUUAGUGGAGACUACGGUGAGUAUGGGAGGGUUGUCGUUGGGUAAAAGCUGGGCGCAGCAGACGGAGGAAAGUUAUCAAUUGCAGCAGGCUUUGGCACUUAGGCUCUCAUCCGAGGCAACAUGCGCUGAUGAUCCGAAUUUUCUGGAUCCAUUACCAGAUGAAUCUACUUUAAGGUUGUCAUCGUCAAAUUCGGCAGAGGCAGUGUCACAUCGAUUCUGGGUCAAUGGCUGCCUAUCUUACUCCGACAAGAUUCCAGAUGGCUUCUACCUUGUCCAUGGGAUGGAUCCUUACGUGUGGACUGUGUGUACUGAUCUACAGGAAAAUGGCCGAAUACCAUCAGUUGAAUCGCUAAAGUCUGUAGAUCCCUGCAAUGAUUCUUCACUUGAAGUAGUUUUGGUGGAUCAACGUAGUGAUCCUAGCUUAAAGGAGCUGCAAAACAGAGUACGUAGCAUUUCUUGUAGCUGCAUAACCACAACAGAGGUUGUAGACCAUCUUGCCAAGUUGGUUUGCAACCGUAUGGGGGGUUCAGCUUCUGUUGGGGAAGAUGACUUUAUUUUCAUCUGGAGGGCGUGCAGUAAUGAUCUUAAAGAUUGCUUGGGAUCUGUUGUUGUUCCUUUAAGUAGUCUGUCUGUUGGCCUCUGCAGGCAUCGUGCUGUACUGUUCAAAGUGCUAGCUGACUCCAUUGAUUUGCCCUGUCGAAUUGCUAAAGGCUGUAAAUAUUUCAGAGAUGAUGCUUCCUCUUGUCUUGUCCAAUUUGGGUUUGAAAGGGAAUAUCUGGUUGAUUUAAUUGGGAAGCCAGGUUAUUUAUGCGAGCCUGAUUCCUUGCUCAAUGGUCCAUCCUCCAUCUCAUUUUCUUCACCCUUGAGCUUUCCAAGACUUAAACCAGCUGAACCUACCAUUGAUUUCAGGUCAUUGGCCAAAGAGUAUUUUUCAGAUUGUGUGUCUCUUGAGCUUGUCUUUGACAAUGAUUCUGCAGAACAGUUUAAUGGGAAGGGCAGAGGCGGAAAUAAUGUUAGGUCAAAUUCAAAUGAUAGCAACAAAACUCCUUGCCAGUCUCUGCAUUCAGAAGUUUCUCAUUUGAGAACUCAUGAUCAGAGUUCUGAAACAUUUGCAUCAUGCAACUCUCCUCAGAAUGUAGAUUCUACACCCAUGGGCAAGGAUCUACUGCCUACUCCUAUAACACUGACAAAUUCAAAUGUUGAUGCUACCGAGUGUAGGAGUUUUGCUGAAGGAAGUCAACUGUUUGUUAGCAAAACCUGUAGGGAGCUUGGCCUUGAUAUGGAGGAUCUUGACAUACCUUGGAGUGAUCUUGUUUUAAAAGAGAGAAUAGGAUCGGGUUCCUUUGGAACAGUACAUCGAGCUGAGUGGAAUGGCUCGGAUGUUGCUGUUAAAAUUUUAAUGGAACAAGAUUUUCAUGCUGAAAGAUUCAAGGAGUUUCUGAGAGAGGUUGCAAUAAUGAAACGCUUGCGGCAUCCAAAUAUUGUUUUAUUUAUGGGUGCAGUUACUCAGCCUCCGAACUUAUCAAUUGUCACGGAAUAUUUAUCUAGGGGUAGCUUAUACAGGCUGUUACACAAACCUGGUGCCAGAGAGAUGUUGGAUGAGAGACGUAGAUUGAGCAUGGCUUAUGAUGUGGCAAAAGGAAUGAAUUAUCUUCACAAACGCAAUCCUCCCAUUGUUCAUAGAGAUCUAAAGUCUCCAAACCUUCUUGUAGACAAGAAAUAUACUGUGAAGGUUUGUGAUUUUGGCCUUUCACGUCUCAAGGCAAAUACAUUUCUUUCAUCCAAGUCUGCUGCGGGGACUCCUGAGUGGAUGGCCCCAGAAGUUCUACGAGAUGAGCCAUCCAAUGAGAAGUCAGAUGUUUACAGUUUUGGUGUAAUCUUGUGGGAGCUAACAACAUUGCAACAGCCGUGGAGUAAUUUGAAUCCUGCACAGGUUGUGGCAGCCGUUGGCUUUAAGGGCAAAAGGCCUGAGAUUCCACGUGAUUUGAAUCCCCAAGUAACUGCAAUAAUUGAGGCUUGCUGGGCCAGCGAGCCCUGGAAACGUCCUGCUUUUUCAAGUAUAAUGGAUUCUUUAAGAUCAUUGAUCAAACCUCCUGCACCUCAACCUGCGCGUCCAAACAUGCCCUUACUUACCUGAUUGGUGGAACUCUGAAUUGUUCUUUAUGCACAUACCACAGGAUUUUUAUGUGAUCUUUGUCAAACAGGAAACCUCGUUCUUAGAAAUCUCAGCUACAGAGUCCGAGAUGCAUAUUUUUGUUCUAAUUCUGAUUAAUACUGAUUUUCAAGGUGAAGCAUUCCUUGCUCCAUCUUUUGUUUCCCCUAGGUAAUCUUGUAAUUUUCAAGAAAGAAGUGUAAAAUUUAUUCUUCCAUACUUUUGCAUGUAAGAUUCCUUUGUAACUAGAAUUAGUUAAUGGGAAGCAGCGCUGCCCACACGGAGGCUUUUUUGAGCAACUUCCUCGCAUUUUGGUUUUAUGAGACUUCUAUGAGCAUAUUGGAGCUUCUCUUCCUUCCACAAUCCACAGUGAAACCAACAUUUUUGGGUGUAACGCUCAAACAAUCCUCCUUGUCCUUGCACGUGAUCGUCGUCCACUUUAGUUUAUUCGAGUUCAUUUGUAAAGCCAUUGACAUGAAUCGGACCUGAAACUAAUUUAGUGGUUGGACAUAUCAAUAUUUAUCCUGCAGUUUCUAA